AUGGAUAUGAUUCACUUGGGCAUUGGUGUGGUGGGUACUCUGGCCCUGCUCUUGUUUGUUACCAACUCGGCCGCCACGGUCGCCAUCUACUCGAGCGAUCUUCUAUCCGAGAUGGUGGCAUCCAGCGCCCCAUUCAUAGACCGCUUUACGCCCGUCGAAGGUGCGCCUGUGGUACUAGACUGUGAGAACAUGGGUCCCACAUGCUCCAUUGUUCGUAGCGUUGGCAAUGGUGUGUGCCAUGUGGUGGAGAUAAUGGCUGACCUUGGCAAUAGCUCGGCGGAGCCACAGCCCCCCAAUCCCAAUGCUAACAACGAAUCUGAACGAACAGUAACGAGUCCAAGUGUGGAGACUGGCAAGAAAAAAAAUACGUCAUCGAUCCUUCAAGAGAACCCCAACAACAGAGAAAAGAGAAGCACCAAGCAAGCGUCACAUACUGGUGAAAAUUUUAGGCUACAAUAGUAGUCCUUUCU
This is a messenger RNA of Drosophila obscura, 470 nucleotides long. RefSeq lists its product as uncharacterized. NCBI's taxonomy places the organism in Eukaryota, Metazoa, Arthropoda, Insecta, Diptera, Drosophilidae. The transcript has a single exon. Bases 1 to 459 code for a protein of 152 amino acids. The record is from RefSeq and is a predicted model, not a curated record.